UGGGGGUGUGAAGCUGUAAAGUGUGUGCCCAGUGAGGAGAAGAUAUUAUAAUUUUUUUAUAUGGCAAACACAGCUUAGUUAAAAGCAAAAAAGGUGUACUAGGAACAUCUCUAAAUAGACCACCUAAGGAUGGAGAAGGAGCGGAGUCGCAUGACUAAGAAAAUAUUAGACCUCACCCUGGAGAUCAUCUACUUGCUGAAUGGAGAGAAUUAUAUAGCGUUCAGGUUAUCGUUAUCUGAUGGCUUGGCUCCUUUCAACAUGAAGAAGACAUCACGUUCCUUCAUGGGGCCUCCAUCUCACUCUUUGAGAAAAGACAAUAAGAAGAUCCUAGAAGUCACCCAGAAGAUCAUUGAUCUGCUGACAGGAGAGGUGAUGCUGGAUGUAAACCAGACUGACUGUAGAACUGAACCCAUGGAGGAAGAAGAGGAGCCAUAUAUGAAGGGUGAUGAUCUGUAUAAGAAGAAAGAAUUUCCUCCAGAGAUCAGCACAGACCCCGGAGACACCAGAGAGACUCAAACAGACAUCAAAGCUGAGGAAGAAAUAGAAGUGAUGAUUAAAGGGGAGGAAAUUCUUCAAGAGAUCAGCACAGAUGGUGGAACUGAAGAUAUACGUGGCACAUCUGGUUCUUUAGGCGAAAACCCUAAUGCUCUAAAUUUCCAUCCAGCAGUUUACGGAGAAGGUCUAUUAUCUGAUCCCCUUGGAAAUUUCUCCAAUCACUCACCUCCUAUUACUUAUCCUACAGCUCAUAGUAGGAGUGAAAGAUUCACUUUUUCUGGUGAUUCUUUUACCCAGAGGGAGGACCUUACUUCACAAGAGCCAAGUCAUGAAGGGGAGAAGCCAUACUCCUGUCCAGAAUGUGGAAAAAGUUUCCCUCGGAAACAGGAACUCAUUGGUCACCAGAGAACUCACACAGCUAUGAAGUCCUUUUCAUGUUCUGAAUGUGGGAGAUGUUUUACCCGGAGAGGCAGUCUCACUGAACACCAGAGAAUCCACACAGGGAUGAAGCCAUUUUCAUGUUCGGACUGUGGGAAAAGCUUUAGCCAGAAGUCAACUUUUUACGCCCAUAGAAAAGUUCACACGGGGGAGAAGCCGUUUUCAUGUUCGGAAUGUGGACGAGGUUUUUCUAAAAAAUACCAUCUUACUUUACACGAGAGGAGUCACACGGGAGAGAAACCGUAUUUGUGUAUGGAAUGUGGGAGAGGUUUUGCCCAGAAGUCUCUACUGAUUGGGCAUGUAAGGAUUCACACCGGGGAGAAGCCGCAUUCCUGCAUUGAGUGCGGGAAAAGGUUUACUCUGAGAUCAAACCUGGUUUCACAUGAAAAAGUUCAUGCGAGGAUAAAGCCUUAUUCAUGUUCAGAAUGUGAAAAAUGUUUUCCGUCAAGAGACCAACUUACAAUACACCAGUCCACUCACAGGGUGGAGAAGCGCUAUUCAUGUUCUGAAUGUGGGAGAUGUUUUUCUGAGAUGGAGCCUCUUCUUCUGCACCUGAGAACUCACACAGAGCAAAAUGUGCAGGCAUAUUCCUAACAAUUGGUACUUAAAGUGGAACUUCAGGAAUUGUCUUUUUUUUUGGGGGGACAUCUGUGAUGGCCGGACAACUGACUUCUUUAUGUGACGUCUCAGUUUCCUAUGUGAAACAGGAGGCUUCGGUGCUAGGAUGGGCCAUGGGUUAAAAAAAAAAAGGUCUAAACAUGGAUGAAAUGAAGAAAAGGGGCCUUCAAGGAUGACUGCCAGGUAAGGCCCGGAUUCACAAAGCACUUACGCCGACGUAUCUCGAGAUACGCAGCGUAAGUGUAAAUAUGCGC
Rana temporaria (common frog) is the source of this 1805-nucleotide messenger RNA. Its product is annotated as zinc finger protein OZF-like. NCBI's taxonomy places the organism in Eukaryota, Metazoa, Chordata, Amphibia, Anura, Ranidae. The record is from RefSeq and is a predicted model, not a curated record. Gene Ontology annotation, biological process: negative regulation of transcription by RNA polymerase II. The transcript is spliced from 6 exons. Gene Ontology annotation, molecular function: DNA-binding transcription repressor activity, RNA polymerase II-specific. Bases 130 to 1527 code for a protein of 465 amino acids.